Molecule: messenger RNA, 1451 nt
Organism: Exophiala oligosperma
Lineage: Eukaryota; Fungi; Ascomycota; Eurotiomycetes; Chaetothyriales; Herpotrichiellaceae
Exons: 3
Coding region: 1-1248 (415 amino acids)
Source: RefSeq, a predicted model, not a curated record
AUGGACAACAUCGCUCCCAUCCAUAGCGUCGAAACCUCGGGUAGGAAUGAGCCAAGUGGAGUCUCUACGGGCUUUUCAACUGGCACAACUCGGUUUCCUUCUCGGAAUGAAUCUGUACUUCGAGACCGUCAAACAGCCGACAUCCAAAACGAGAUCUUCGGUAGCGAUUUCACCCAUCGCAGCUCAGGGCCCAUCCACCUCGAGCCACCCCCGGUGGUUGUUCGACCUCCCAAGAUCAAAAGCGACGGCUUCAGCCACGCCGCAUUCUCCUGGCUCUCCUGGAGUAAUAGCGAACAGAAGGACAUCUCCCACUGUGUAAGAUCGACGCGCAAAUCUUACACGUCGACAAAGACCUUUCAGCUCUUUGGUGUCACUGUGACGAGAGCCAUCACUUUCAAGACCACCGAGAGUGGGGUCGAUGCGGCAAGGGUGAACGUUGGCUUGGGAUGGCACGGGAAGGAGACACAUUGGGUCCGUGACCAUCUGCCUAAGGUGCAAGAGAAACUGCAGCAGUACGCACGAAACGAACCGACCGAGGCGACCGAGUGGACUCCAAGUCAAGAGAACAGCACCACCGCCACCGACGUUGAACAGCAAAAGCUCCCCGGCGGCGAAUCCGGAAGAUCGAAGGGCAUCCACAGGUUUGCACACCCAUGGCUACACGACUACUACUAUGUGGUGGUCGGUUUCAUGAGCGAAGAAAGUAUUCCGAGGGAGAAGAUCCGCCGCGUCGUCGAAAUUCAGGGGUUAUUCCAACAGAUCCGCAAGGCGCAGAGACAGCUGAGGAAUCCCUUUCGGAGAAUGCUGUCGCUGAAGGAAGUUUCGGGGUUUGGCAUCUACGAGUGCGACCCGAUCAAGGGUUACCACAGAGAGGUGGAACUGGACAAGGAAACUGAAAGGGCACUGGCAGAGUUGUGGCGAAGUUACAACGGGAACAAUCUCGACUACGAGGGCCGUUGGCUGAUGUGGAUCCACCAACAUUUCAACAACGGAUCGAAGAACCCAGAGAUGGGCAGGUUGGCCCUGGAGUUGAAACUGCAAUGGUCCGUCUUCAAGGUCGUCAUCUGGGGCAUCAUCCCGGUCCUGCUGAGUCUGGCCAUCGGGUUCUGGUACAUGUACUCGGAUCAUGGCGACGUCGAUGACGUGGCCGUUGCGGAGGCGGCUUGGGUCAUUGCCAGUUACAUUGUCACCACAUCAGCGUUACUUCUUGCCCUUCUUGCUGUUAUCACCCAGCUGGGCAACAUCUAAGGCUGGUCUUCUGGUGCUACCUUGGCACCCUGGUGAUGAUGAUUUUGCAUUUUUCGUUUUCAGAGCGACAUCAGUCUUAGAAUUGAAAGCCUUGGGAAAGUCUUUGAGCGGUGAUGUAAGGUGUUUUACUUCUACAGCUAUGGCAUGCAGGUACAUGGAUAUGAACAGGAAUGUUGUAGAAUUUGGCGAAGGACGACAAAGCG